UCAGACUCAGCAUCCUACAUGGUGGUAUAAACACAGACACCCUCUUCUCGUAAAGUGUCAUCUGCUUUGAUCUCCACCAUUUCUAAAUUGAAUCUGUGAUACGGGAAGAAAUGGCGUGGCCCUUUAAAAAAAAGCCUGCUCUGCCUUCUCCAUUGAUGGACACAGAUUGGCGAGAAAUCAAAUGGAGCGCCUGUGAGCAGAAAAACAUUGGUGCGGCGGACCGUGACAAACAUGAGAAGGACAAAGAGAAGGAAAUCAAAGCACUGAAAAACAAAGUGCAGGAACUUCAACUCAACAGUCCAGAAGUCCAACAUCUGCGGAUCCUUAUGUACGGACCUCCGGGAGCUGGGAAGUCCAGCUUUGUCAACACUAUCGAUAGCAUCUUUCAGAACCGCAUGACCAGUGCAGCCCCUGUAGAUGCAAUAAAUGAAGUCAGCUACACAAAGUCGUUUCAAGUCUACAAAAUUAGAAAUGGUGGAUCUGGACAUCUGCCAUUUGUCAUCUGUGAUGUCAUGGGCUUGCAAAUUGAUGACUGUGGAGGGGUGCUUCCUGAAGACCUCAAGAACAUCUUGAAAGGCCACAUUAAAAAUGGCUACCAGUUUAACCCUUUAAGCCCCUGUUCAGAAGGCAGUCCACACUACAACAACUGUCCCGCUCUGAAAGAUCAGAUCCACUGCCUUGUGGGCAUCAUGCCAGCAGACAAGGUUUCUCUGACAGAUGAGGAAUUCUUCAAGAAGAUGAGGGAAGUAAGACUCAAAGCCAGUGAGCUUAGAAUCCCUGAGGUUGCAGUGCUGACAAAAAUAGACCUGACAUGUCCUGAAGUGCAAAAGGACAUCACAGUUGUCUACAGAAGCAAGAAGAUCGAAGAAAAUAUGAAGAUCUUCAGUAGUAGAUUUGGAGUUCCCUUGACCAACAUCUUCCCGGUGAAAAACUUCCACGAUGGGGAAUUUAAUAAACCUGAUUUGAAGGUGCUGGUGCUCAAUGUACUAAUUAACAUCCUGAACUUCGCCAACGACUAUGUGGAUGUGAUGGCGUCUGAAGACAUCUGAGCGAGUUCACCCAGAGAAACUAGCAUAAUAUUUGAUCACUAUACUGUUUCCGUUGCUUAUCAGGAGAAUGCACAAUGCUAUAAUGAGAUGCUGACCUCAUUUAAUAUCAGAAUGUUCUGGACACAUUAACAUUUAGAAUGCUUUAAAAUGUGUGAAUGAAGAUUAUAGUCAUGUAAAUUCACUAUUUAUGCAUGACUAUAAACUUCAUUCACGCAUUUUAAAUCACAACCUGUUCAUCACUUUACCUCAGGGGCCACAGACAUGAUUAACUAAUGAAAACAUAAUGCUUAGCUAAUGAGGACAUGCCUAUAUUUAAACAAUGUGGAUUCUUCGAUAUUCUCUGAAAAUGAUCUUAAUAAGUUCAUGUUGAGUUAAUGUAUAGUUUACUUACCCCUUGGAACACAUGAAAAAACCAAGAAACCAACAUGAUCAUGUGUAAUUGAUCAUUAUUCUUAAUGAAAUAUCCACUGUACCUAAUGCUCAUUAAUGACAGACAAUGAAUUCAUGUUAAUUAAUGAGAUUUUCAUGUAUAAUUAAUGCAUGAGUUAAUUAACCCAUGAUCAUUCAUAACAUUUAGUUAACAUGAAUUCAUGUGCUAUUACUUUUCUUUUUUCUCCAUGACAGUGAUGUCCACGAUUUUGUCCGACAAAAAAGUCAUCAUGAUCAUCCUUCAUUAAUCAUGAUUCAUGAUGAUGUGCCAACCGUACUUAAUGCUUAAGAUGAUGAGUUGUUUAUGCAUGAAUUCAUUAAUGACAAUCAGUGAAUUCAUGUUAAGUCAUAAUAAUUCAUGAUAUAUUCAGGGAUGAAUUAAUGCAUGAUUCAUGAGAAUUCAUGUAUCCUUAUCGUAAAGUGUUACCCAUUUUUUUUGUGUCAUAUCAAUUUCUACCAAUAAUGUAAAUGAAAAAGCUGAAAAUAAAUACAAAAGAAAAACAUGAAUAAUCCUGUCUAUAAUGACACCAGGGUUUUUUUUUGUCACCAGUUCAAGUGCUGUGAUAAUCCUGCUUUGUAACUAGCUUUCUUUUGUAGAAAGUCCUUCACUUGCACAGAAAUACAGUGCCCUCCAAAAGUAUUUGAGCGCAUGCUAAAGUUGACAACAUCAAAUCAUCUUUUGAAAAUUGAUCUUAAUGCUUUAAAUACAAAUAUUCAACAUUUAAGGACAUCAACUGUCUUUGUGAAUGAAUAAUGUAUUGUAAAUAAAUAAAUAAAUAAAAGUUUUCCUUAAAA
Messenger RNA from Sardina pilchardus (European sardine), 2273 nucleotides. RefSeq names its product interferon-induced protein 44-like. The coding region runs from base 111 to 1049 and encodes 312 amino acids. NCBI's taxonomy places the organism in Eukaryota, Metazoa, Chordata, Actinopteri, Clupeiformes, Clupeidae. Gene Ontology annotation, biological process: immune response. The record is from RefSeq and is a predicted model, not a curated record. The transcript is spliced from 9 exons.